Puma concolor (puma) is the source of this 744-nucleotide messenger RNA. The record is from RefSeq and is a predicted model, not a curated record. NCBI's taxonomy places the organism in Eukaryota, Metazoa, Chordata, Mammalia, Carnivora, Felidae.
AUGGAAGGCGACUGUCUGAGCUGCAUGAAGUAUCUGAUGUUUGUUUUCAAUUUCUUCAUAUUUCUGGGUGGGGCCUGCCUGCUGGGCAUCGGCAUCUGGGUCAUGGUGGACCCCACCGGCUUCCGGGAGAUCGUGGCCGCCAACCCCCUGCUAAUCACGGGCGCCUACAUCCUCCUGGCCAUGGGGGGCCUGCUUUUUCUGCUCGGCUUCCUGGGCUGCUGCGGGGCCGUCCGUGAGAACAAGUGUCUGCUGCUGUUUUUCUUCCUGUUCAUCCUCAUCAUCUUCUUGGCGGAGCUCUCGGCGGCCAUCCUGGCCUUCAUCUUCAGGGAAAACCUCACCCGAGAGUUCUUCACCAAGGAGCUCACCAAGCACUACCAGGGCAACAACGACACAGACGUCUUCUCUGCCACCUGGAACUCCGUCAUGAUCACGUUUGGUUGCUGUGGGGUCAACGGGCCUGAAGAUUUCAGGUUCGCAUCGGUUUUCCGACUGCUGACUUUGGACAGUGCCGAGGUCCCGGAGGCCUGCUGCCGGAGAGAGCCCCAGACUCGGGACGGGGUCCUGCUGAGCAGGGAGGAGUGCCUUCUGGGAAGAGACCUGUUCCUGAACAAGCAGUGCUACACCCUCAUCCUCCUGGCAUGGGAAACCCUUGUGCAACUUGCAAGAGCCCUGACCGUGGGGGCAUCGGCCAUUCUGCUUUUCGCCAUGAUCUUUGCCAUGUGUCUCUUCCGGGGCAUCCAGUAG